Molecule: messenger RNA, 2089 nt
Organism: Microbotryum saponariae
Lineage: Eukaryota; Fungi; Basidiomycota; Microbotryomycetes; Microbotryales; Microbotryaceae
Source: the annotation of a GenBank genome assembly
AUGUCGACACCAGCCCAAUCACCCAUGACACCUCAGCAGACGAUCACCAUGCUCGAUCGCCUCUUUGGUACGUACAAACUUCUUCGUUGUGGCGAGGGACUCACGGACCGCUUCCAGCGAGUUCGGCACCGGCUGGAAGAGCAAAGGAGGGAAGAGCUGACUUUGAAAGGGGGCGAUUAUCGCAGGGCCUAUGAUUGUUGGCGUGUUCUUGCAAACUUUCGUUAUCGGGAUCCUGUGCGUCCAAGCGUCGCACUACUUCGCUAGGUCGACGCCGGAUCCUCUUCUUUGUAGGCAAGUCGGUCCUUAGCCCGCCGCUUAGCACUGCAUGUUGCGAAGGCGCGACGCGUGAAUAACACGAGGGGAUCUAAAUGGUGCUUAUUUCCUAUUUUCGCCUCCCACAGGAUCGUGUUGGUAGUCAUCGGUUUAGCGCUCUGUGCCAAAUCGGUGCUCGACAUCGAAAACGUGUAUCGUGAUGUGAGUUGCCAAGCGCAUGGCUCUCAUGCCCACUCCAUCUCGGCUCUGCGAUCGUAAUGAAAAGCAUAGCUGUUGGGCCAGGCGACACUAAUAAUGUUAGCCUUCAUACAGCACAUUUUUGCCGUCGGCGAUCCCCCGUCUUCGAUAAUCGCACAUCUGCUGCUCUCUCGAACCAUCCUUGCGGAGGUGCCGCACUUUGCCGCGCAGUGCUUCCUCACGUUCCAAAUCUGGGUCGUCAGUCACUUGAGCAUUAGUUCGGGGGGCAAUAAUACUGAUAAUAAUCGUGUGGUUGGCUUAGAUUACGGAGAAUAUGAUCAUUCCGACGCUCGUCGGCGCCGCCGGUUCCCUCCUUUCCUUGGCACUCUUCAUCGUCUUCGCCAGCAAGCGCGGUAAGUGUCUUCGACGCUGAUUUCUUGGCCGAUUCCGAUGCUGAGGGCCCCGCGGUUAAUGUUUAUAAUGACCAACACCUUAGUGUUGGAUCCUAAGGCUGUAGCUACCGCCACGAGCGUCACAGAGUGGAUCCCUCCCUGGGUGGUCUCCUGCGCGGUUCGUCCACUUCGGCCCGCGGUGUAGCGGCCGAAGGACUCAUCAUCGGACUUGUGCGCAUGUCUCGCAGGCCGUCGAUGUCUACCUUUCCCUCAUCCUGGCUUACUUUGUGCUGAAGGCGAAGAAGCUGAAACCCACCUCUCGGUAAGCUUAGACUUUUGACUAAAUACAUGAUCUAAGUGACGUCUGCCCGCUGACCUGUCCUGGCCUCUUUUGGGUUCGUUGACAAUCGUCCCUCCCGCCGUUAUAUCGUCAGUUUCGACAUGAACGUGAUCCGACAAAUCGCUUCUACAGCCGUCACGAUAUGCUUCCCAGGAGCCAUCAUGGCCGUCCUCAUGGCGAUUCUCGAGAUCAGCGAUACCAAGGUCGCGGUAAGUUUUUCAGUGUCGGCGCGGUGACUUACUUCCCGGACGUUCAGGGGGCGGGGUGGUUGUUGUUGGAGAGGCUCAAAAAGUAUCCGUGUUGCAGAUCUGGAUGCUCUUCGCGGUCCCUUUGGCCAGCGUGUACUCCAUGUGUGUGCUCUAUGCGCGUAAGUACGGUCAUCCUUUCGUUCUAAAUCUCGACUGCUGCAUUCAUUCAUCUCCCCGGGUGUUUUCUAAAAAAUCUUCCCCCCUGACCAGUCAACUCGCGCGACGACCUGACCGAAGGCUCGACCGCGCACGCCUGGUCCGGUCAAGAGAACGGAACGGGAAUCCAUGGCCACGGCGGAAUCGGUUCCGACCCUGCGAACUCCAAAGCGCAUCCCGUCAGUACGAUCUUUACGCGCUCCAACGAGCCGAGGAACCAACAGAGCGGUUCAUCGAACGGCCACGCGGGCCAUGCGACCGGCGGCGAUCUCGAAUUGGCCGAGUUGGAAAAGGGAGAUCAUCAUGGUGUGGCAGCGCUUGAGGAGGAUCAGGAUCCCGAUCAGGGGGGUUUCAUGCCCAAAUCGAUGAUCAAGAAGCAUCGCAAGGGGAUGAGGUCGGGGGUCGAGUUCGAGGUGCAGGUCACGAGGACGAUCGAGAAGUAUGAUACGUUCGGCGAUUCGAACGUCGAGAGGAUCGAGCAUGAGUUUGAAAAAGAGCAGUGA